AGUUUAAUUAAGAUGCCAAAUGUGAACAAAUGAGUUAGGGUAGCACCAUGUAUUUCUCUGUCAUGUUACGCUGAUUAACACUGUCCGAAAGUGAGAGCGGCAUUGCUGAAGUGGAAUUGAAUAACAGGGGAAUUUGAAUCCAAUAACCUUCAAGUUUGGGGGAAAUUGGUGAAGUGGGUUUGUGUGUGUUUGGGAGUACUUGAAAUGAUGAAAAUUUUGAUGAGGGGGUGUGAAAUGCAAUGAGAGGAGGGUAUGAUCGUGAGGGUUUAGAGAUAAGAUGAGUGGUGGGUCAUUGGGUAUUCGUUCUAGUAGUUAUGGAUCUUUGGAGAAACAGCUACAGAAUGGUUUGUCACCAAUUCAAACAGCAAGAAAGCAAUCUAAGAUGUUCAAAGAGAAAGAGAGAUUGUUUCAUUGGAUCUGCAAGUUUGCUGGUCGUAAGAAAGUUGGAAUGCUGUUUCUAUGUGUGAUCUCUGCUGCUGUUUUCGUCUGGGUUUUGUAUGUUGGAAAAGGUGAAGAUACACAGGAGGGGAACGGUGUGGAAAACAUUAGUGUGAAUGAGAGCAUGUCUAUAAGUAACUCUCCAUCUAUGAUCUCCACGGCGAAGAUCAUGGGCUUUGCUACUAAUUUGGUACUACCCCUUUCUCCACCAAAUUAUUUUCUAGGUUAUAAUCUUCCUCCAGGGCAUCCGUGUAAUAGUUUUACGCUCCCUCCACCGCCAGCAGAUAAAAAGCGUACUGGGCCACGACCAUGUCCAGUAUGCUACCUUCCUGUGGAUGAAGCCAUAGGACUUAUGCCAAAGUUUCCCUCGCCAUCUCCGGUGCUUAACAAGUUAACAUUUAUAUAUGAGGAAAAUCUUAGCAGAGAUGGAGAAUUUGGUGGUUCGGAUUUUGGUGGAUAUCCCACGUUGGGGCAAAGAAAUGAUUCUUUUGAUAUACGGGAGUCAAUGAAUGUGCACUGUGGAUUUGUUAGAGGAAUUAAACCUGGCCGCAACACAGGAUUUGACAUUGAUGAAGAUGACCUCCUUGAUAUGGAGCAAUGUCGUGGCAUAGUUGUUGCGUCAGCUGUAUUUGGAAAUUUUGAUGAGAUAAAUGAGCCAAAAAAUAUAAGCGAGUAUUCGAAGCAGACUGUAUGCUUCCUUAUGUUUGUUGAUGAAGAAACAGAAAAAUAUUUGAGGAGUUCUGGCAGGCUGGGAACCAGCAAGAAGAUUGGUUUGUGGAGAAUUAUUGUCGCUCGUAAUCUUCCAUACACAGAUGCAAGACGUUCAGGGAAGAUUCCGAAGCUUCUAUUACAUAGAAUGACUCCAAAUGCCCGAUACUCCAUAUGGCUUGAUGGAAAGCUUGAGCUUGUUGUUGAUCCAUAUCAAAUCCUCGAAAGAUUCUUGUGGAGGAACAAUGCAACUUUUGCAAUAUCCAAACAUUAUAGACGCUUUGAUGUAUUUGUUGAGGCAGAGGCAAAUAAAGCUGCUGCAAAGUAUGACAAUGCCUCUAUCGAUUUCCAAAUUGAGUUUUACAAGAAUGAGGGUCUGACUCCGUAUACGGAAGCCAAACUUCCUCUUAUAAGUGAUGUUCCUGAAGGAUGUGUGAUAAUACGAGAACAUGUUCCAAUUAGCAACCUCUUUACUUGUCUUUGGUUCAAUGAAGUUGACCGAUUUACUUCUCGGGACCAGAUUAGUUUCUCAACUGUCAGGGACAAAUUUUUGUCGAGGGUGGAUUUUCAUUUUCACAUGUUCCUGGAUUGCGAAAGACGCAACUUUGUAGUACAGAAAUACCAUAGGGAUGUAUUGGAGCGCCUAGCCGCACCGGUGGUUGUUGCUCUGAAUCCUCCACCACCUCCUCCGUCUCCUCCUCCUCCUGCAUUCCCUAUGCUUGAAACUACACAAGAAAAAGUCGCUAUUCCAAUAGCAAGGAGAGGCCCUGGAAGGCGGGGAAGAGAUAGGAGAACGGGUUCUAGGCGCCACCGCAAAGUUGUGGCUGGAAAUAGAGACGUUGAUGCAAAUUAAAAUUUUGUUUUGGGUGACUAUAUCAUAACUUUUUUUUGUUGUUAUUUUUUUGGCAUUCCACCUACGAAAAUCAUUCAUUGCAGGAGCUGGAGGGAAAAUGUGGAAUUAGAAAAUGAAUGUUGUAUUGUUUCCACACGGACACUCUCAUUCUUUUUUACUUUGUGCAAUCGUCCAUCGCUGUCGAAUUUUUUGUUGUAUAUAUAUAUAAAGUAAAAUUUUCAAUAAUUAUGGUAAUGGUUGCUACUACUUGUGACCAAAUUACUCGCAUGUGGUACCAUUAUGUUGUGCCAUUUUUACAAGGAAAAGACUGUUAAAGACAUCCACAUUAAAUGUUGUCUCCCAUUUGGUUUUUGUUGUUCCUCUUACAACUUCCAUAUGUAAAUGAGCCUGGUUGGCAUUUAAGUCAA
Messenger RNA from Cicer arietinum (chickpea), 2406 nucleotides. Lineage: Eukaryota; Viridiplantae; Streptophyta; Magnoliopsida; Fabales; Fabaceae. The record is from RefSeq and is a predicted model, not a curated record.